Gavialis gangeticus (Gharial) is the source of this 2685-nucleotide messenger RNA. RefSeq names its product atypical chemokine receptor 4 (gene ACKR4). Lineage: Eukaryota; Metazoa; Chordata; Crocodylia; Gavialidae. Gene Ontology annotation, cellular component: membrane. Gene Ontology annotation, molecular function: chemokine binding; chemokine receptor activity; scavenger receptor activity. Gene Ontology annotation, biological process: G protein-coupled receptor signaling pathway; chemotaxis; immune response. The record is from RefSeq and is a predicted model, not a curated record. The transcript has 2 exons. Bases 675 to 1736 code for a protein of 353 amino acids.
AAACACGGAGUUAGAGGUGUGAUAAACACUGUGUUAUCAACUCCUGGCAGGGCUGGGGGAACCCCUCCCUAAUCAGAACAUCCUGAUGGGACCUGGUCAUGUCCCCCUCAUCUCAGCCCUUUGAAAGGGAAAGGAGGGCUGCUCUAGCACCCCCUGGCUUCUAGCCUGAGCCACUGCAGGCAAAUACCGGAAUUUCCUCAGUUUAGAGGGGAUGUCUGCACAAUUACAAACUGGUUUAACCUAGCCAGGUUAAACUAACCUGCAAAGAUUGAAUCAAUUCAGGCUCAGGCUUUUUUGAAUGUCUGUCCCUAGCCCUAAAGGCCAAAUACCUAUUUGGGUUUUAAAAUUGUUUGGAGUGGUUUACGAAGAUGUGCUUCAAAAAUAAAACAGAGCACACUGAUGACAGAGAGUUUCUAUUUCUCAUGGAAACACUUCCCUUCUUGUUGAAACAAACAGGAGAAUACCAAAUGUUACAUGUGAACAUUAUGACAGCUAGUUUCCAGGAAGGCAUAAUUUUAUAUGCAAAUCAAACUGAAAGUGCAAUUGGUGCUGAAAAGGGUGGAGUGCUGGAAUGAAGACAAAACUGCAGUGAAGCACAAAACAGCUCAUUCCACUGUGAUCCUUCGCAAAUACAACUUCUGUUACCAGUCUGCUGACAAAACUCAGCUUUUGCCAUGGUGUGGGACGGAAACAACUCAAUGGAAUACUACGAUGAAGCUGAAUCAAAUUUUACUAUAGAUUAUGAUCAGUUUGAAACACUUUGUGAAAAAGAGGAAGUGAGAAAAUUCACUAAAGUGUUCCUGCCUGUAUUUUACUCACUGGCUUUCAUUGUUGGAGUUGCUGGGAAUGCAUUAGUAGUGGCAAUCUAUUUUUACUGUAAGAAACUAAAGACUAAGACAGAUAUGUACAUCAUGAACUUAGCAAUUGCUGAUUUGCUCCUGCUAUUCACUCUUCCUUUUUGGGCUGCAAGUGCAGUUCAGGGGUGGGUGCUUGGAAAUAUCAUGUGCAAACUCACUUCUGCAUUAUACACAACAAAUUUCAGUUCAAGCAUGCUAUUUCUGGCUUGUAUUAGUGUAGAUAGAUAUAAUGCCAUCUCCAAACCUCAAAGUCAGAGACGAGUUAGGAAGCAAUGCAACAUAACCUGUUUCUGUGUCUGGAUGACUGCCAUUUCACUGAGUAUCCCUGAACUGAUUUUUAACACGGCCAAGGAUAUCAAUGACAGGUAUGAAUGCCUACCAGUGUUUACAGUAGACAUGGGAAAAUCCUUCAAAGCAAUCAUUCAAAUCCUGGAAAUUAUGCUGGGCUUCAUGCUACCCUUCUUAGUCAUGGUGCCCUGCUAUUCAGCUAUGGCCAGAGUCCUCUUCAGGUCUCCAAAUGUUAAAAAAUGUAGGCCUAUCAGGGUUCUUCUAGCAGUAGUAACUGUUUUCAUUGUCACCCAACUGCCUUAUAACAUAGUAAAGUUCUGGCGAGCCAUAGAUAUCAUCUACUUGCUGAUUACAGAUUGUAACAUGAGUAAAACCAUGGAUGUUGCACUUCAGAUAACCAAAAGCAUAGCUUUAUUUCACACCUGCCUGAAUCCAAUUCUGUAUGUCUUUCUGGGAGACUCUUUUAAAAUGCACAUUCUAAAAUCAGCAAAAAAAUAUGGCUAUUGGAGGAGAAGACACAGUGAAAUGACUGAAGAGAUCUCGAUGAAUUAUGACAAUCAGACAGCAGAAACAAGCAGCUUUUCAAUAUAGCAGCUAUGACAGCCUAAAUAUUCUGCGUAACAAAAGGAAAUCCAAGACUACCGCUUCCGGGGGUAUCUCUCUUCCUUGAUGCAAUUUCCACGCAAGAAUUACUCUUUAAGUCUCAAAUGAUGUUCUGGCACAACCUGCCAAGAUACUGUGAAGAAGGUCAAAAUGUAUAAAAAUAAAAGCCAUAUGGCAAAGGUAUUAGAAACAAUGGAAACUUACGUGAAACAACAGAAGGUGGAAAAGGUAUUGGGAACAACAGGAAUUUCCAUGAAAAAGCAAUAUUAAACGGAGCAGUCUGUACUGCCAUUAAGUUGACGAGGGAUGAAGCGAUUAUACAUGUCAAGUAUACAUUCAGUAUGUUGGAAGGAAAGAAAAAUCACCAGCAAAAGACUAUUUAACAUCUUAAAGCAAAAAGUACUGUAACUAACCUUACGUCCUUUAAAAUGUAACAUUCUAGAUAUGUAUCUCAAACAUUCUAGAUAAGUAUCGCAAAACCACUUCUGGACUCCCUGAUUUAAACUGUUUCCCUGAGUCUGCAGUUCCAUUUAUCCUCAACUGUCACUUCAGAAAUGGGCUUGCAGGUUUGCACUAAGGGAGUAGAUAAUGUCUGGUAUUUCUCAGAAACAAGAGAAAACAGCAAGGUAUUUGUUCUCUGUGUACAAAUGCAGGUGGCAUAUUUAAAAAAAAAGCUUCUUUUGUAUAACUAUAUAAAAUUCUUUUUUUAUAAUAUUUUUCUUGGACCAUAUUUCAAAGAAUCUAACUUCCCAUUAUAGACACAUGCCAAGUACUUCAUUAUAAUUCUUGGUUCAUGUAAGCUGAUUACUGGGGCCUAGGUUUUGUCAUUUCUUGCAAAACCAUUCAUCUUUCUGUAGACUUACAAAAUCUCAGACUAAAAGAUGUAAGGAAAAGGGCACAUCUACACAAGAUGUUUCCUGCAGUUGCCUAAUUAGCU